Messenger RNA from Ixodes scapularis (black-legged tick), 738 nucleotides. RefSeq lists its product as uncharacterized. The coding region runs from base 1 to 738 and encodes 245 amino acids. The transcript is spliced from 6 exons. NCBI's taxonomy places the organism in Eukaryota, Metazoa, Arthropoda, Arachnida, Ixodida, Ixodidae. The record is from RefSeq and is a predicted model, not a curated record.
AUGGCUUACAGUCCGCUGAUGGCUGGUGAUCGGUACAUGCAUCAGCUCGACCUGCUGGUUGCCCGCCCAGCCGUACUGCCGGGAGUGGACAUUAUUCCCGAGGCUUCCUGUUUCUCAGAUUCAUUUUUCGAGACUAGUGACUCCGCCAGCCCAAGACCAUCAGUCGUGGUACCACCAUACCUGGUACAGCCAGUCCUGCCACGGCCAGUCCGGCCAACCAUAGUCCCCCCACAACUGGCUUCGGCACCACAAGCACCAGUACCGCAAGCCCUGGUACCGCCAGUCCUGCCUCAGCCACUUCUAGAACCGCCAGUUUUGGCGGAUCCAGAAAUCGAAGUACAAGAGCAAGUGCCAGCCGCACCGCCAGCCCAGGGAGAGCCUGUAGUGCUUCCCGGCAAUGCUGCUGAAGUUCAGCCAUUUUUGGAACCCGGUGACAUGCAAGCACUGCUAGACGCAGGCACGAACUCCAUCUUCGUUCGGGACAUCAGCAGAGCGCUAUGGCCGGAUAACCUGAGGAACAGAAGCCUCACAGGAACUCCCUGCCGUCGUCUUUUGAAAAGUGGCGCAUUGGGAACGAGAGCCCUGACUUCUCGAAAACUGAUAUAUAUUCGCCGUAAGGCCCUCGCGGCGUACAUUGAGAGGAACCCGUCACCAGUUGUGUCGGCCGCCCUGAGACUUGGUCAGCUCAACACGCACAUCCGGAGGCUGCUGAGAGAUGAGAACAGAAAGUGCCACUGA